AUGUGUGCCGGCCCGCCCGCGUCUGCUGCCGGAUUUGUCGACCGACCGGCGCCUCCGGGGGCCACUGGCACUGGCGCAUCGGUUGGGCCCACCCACGCGCGCCACUCGUGCUCGCGGAAAGCACACCAAUACACACGCACACGCACACAGACACAUACGCGCGCGCGCACACACACUAGUUGGUGGCUGCACUAUUCGUCGACUCGGCUGCUUUCUAUAUUGGCUCGGCUGGUUCGCCCUGGCACCGAUUGGCUUCGAGUUGUUGCUCCAGGCCAGAAUGGACACACGCGCGUGCAGCUUGGGCUAUCGCUCGUCUCUUGGCCUGCUCUGUGCCACAGCGCCUGCACUCGGCCGACCUGCCAACAGACAGACACGUGCAUUCAGACCGCAACCUCUCACCGAAUAGUCUGGCUUGGCGGGCCUGGGUCAUGGGUGAGCCGGCCCGGCACGCACGGACGCUCGCACGUGCGCCUGCGCGCAGGCACGCAGUGA
Molecule: messenger RNA, 492 nt
Organism: Protopolystoma xenopodis
Lineage: Eukaryota; Metazoa; Platyhelminthes; Monogenea; Polystomatidea; Polystomatidae
Source: the annotation of a GenBank genome assembly